AUGUACCAGAGCUUGGCGCUGGCCCCGAAUCCCAGCCAGGCUGCCUACGGGGGCGAUUCGGGCGCCUUCGUGCACGGCCCGGGCGCCGGGUCCCCGAUGUUCGUGUCGCCGGCGCGCGGGCCCUCGGUGCUGCCCUACCUCCCGGCGUGUGAGCCGGGCCUGCAGCCUCCCGCGCUCGCCACGCACCCGGGCUGGGCGCCGGCGGCCUCCACCGAGUCCUCGACCUUCGGCUCCAGCAGCCCGCAGCCUCCGGCCGGGGCCCCCGCCUUCCCCUUCCCGCACAGCCCCCCGGGGCCCGGCAGCGGUCCGGGAGCCCGGGACGGCGGCGCCUACCCGGGCACGCUGCUGGCGCGCGAGCCCUACCCGGCCCCGCUCGCGCGGCCCGCGGGUGCCUCCUACCCCGCCGCCUACCCGGCCUACGUGAGCGCCGAGGGAACGCCGUCCUGGGCAGCCGGGCCGUUCGACGGCAGCGCCCUGCACGGCGCGCGGCCCAGACCGGGUGGCGGCCCUGGCUCUCGCCCCACCUGCUGCCUGUCCCCUGCAGUGCCCGGCUUCUUGGAGGACUUCCCCGGCGAGGGCCGCGAGUGUGUCAACUGCGGGGCCCUGUCCACCCCGCUGUGGCGCCGGGACGGCACCGGCCACUACCUGUGCAACGCCUGCGGUCUCUACCACAAGGUCAACGGGGUCAACAGGCCCCUGGUGCGGCCUCAGAAGCGCCUGUCCUCGUCCCGCCGAGCCGGCCUCUGCUGUACCAACUGCCACACCACCACGACCACGCUGUGGCGGCGGAACGCAGAGGGGGAGCCUGUGUGCAACGCCUGCGGGCUCUACAUGAAGCUGCACGGAGUGCCGCGGCCUCUGGCCAUGAAGAAGGAGAGCAUCCAGACCCGGAAGAGGAAGCCCAAAAACCUGACAGCCAAGGCCAAAGGCCCCUCAGGCACCAGCGUGGACACGGCUGCCUCCCCGCCCACCGGCACCCACAGCUCUGCCACCAGUCUGAAGGCAGUUGGUACUCUGCUGUCCCCGGCGUGCCCUGCGCCCAGCGUCGCCUCACAGGCCCCCGGCAACAUGGACGACCCCCUGGCCCCAAACCACCUGGAGUUCAAGUUUGAGCCUGAGGACUUUGUCUUCCCUGCCACAGCCCUGAGCCCCCAAGCUGGCCUCGGAGGGGCCCUGCGCCAGGAGGGCUGGUGUGCCCUGGCCUUGGCCUAG
This is a messenger RNA of Ochotona curzoniae (black-lipped pika), 1212 nucleotides long. It is a transcript of the gene GATA5, whose product is annotated as GATA binding protein 5. NCBI's taxonomy places the organism in Eukaryota, Metazoa, Chordata, Mammalia, Lagomorpha, Ochotonidae. Gene Ontology annotation, cellular component: nucleus. The record is from RefSeq and is a predicted model, not a curated record. The transcript has 7 exons. Gene Ontology annotation, biological process: negative regulation of transcription by RNA polymerase II; positive regulation of transcription by RNA polymerase II; cardiac muscle tissue development. Gene Ontology annotation, molecular function: zinc ion binding; DNA-binding transcription factor activity, RNA polymerase II-specific; RNA polymerase II cis-regulatory region sequence-specific DNA binding. The coding region runs from base 1 to 1212 and encodes 403 amino acids.